AUUGUUGUAUGACAAGUCCAUCUUGUAAAAUCAAUAAUUGGUGUUGCAGUUAACAAUCUUAAUGUUAAACGAGGUGGUUUAAACGUCUUAAAUUCAUCCGGUCAUGGUGUAACGUGUCAGAAACGCUGCAUGUAACGUUACGAGCUUUUCAGCUGUUUUCCGUCAGUGUGGCGGGACGUUCACGAACACCCAGCCACCGUUUGUGUCAUUUGGCAACAGCCGUGCCCACUUCCUGAUUUCACAUCACAGCAACAGAUGAGAGCGACUGUUUCACAGCCGAAAACCGUCUCACACACACAUUUUUUACACCGACGACCAGAAGAGACGUUUCGGGUACGGCUCCAGCGUCGUGCCGCCGGUCCGCUGCCAUGGUGGAGACUCCGGCUGGCUGCCUGUUUGAAGACAUCCAGCAUGAAGACAUCCAAGUUGAAGCGGCUGUUGGCAGAGGCACGUUUGGAGUUGUCUACAAGGCCGUGUGGAAAGGAAAAGAUGUAGCAAUCAAGACUAUCGAGAGCGACAAUGAAAAAAAUGCUUUCCUCGUCGAGCUCCGCCAGCUCUCCAGGGUGAAUCACCCCAACAUAGUGAAGCUGUUUGGCUCUUGUAACAAUCCAGUGUGUCUGGUCAUGGAGUAUGCAGAGUGUGGCUCUUUAUAUAAUCUCCUGCACAGUGCUGAGCCACAAGCCCCCUACACAGCUUCCCAUGCAAUGAGCUGGUGUCUGCAGUGUGCCCAGGGUGUUGCUUAUCUGCAUGCUAUGAAACCAAAGGCCUUAAUUCACCGGGACCUCAAACCACCAAAUCUGCUGCUCGUGUCUCGUGGCACUGUGCUGAAGAUCUGUGACUUUGGAACAGCGUGUGACAUUCAGACCUACAUGACCAACAAUAAAGGCAGUGCAGCCUGGAUGGCACCAGAAGUGUUCGAAGGCAGCAACUACAGUGAGAAGUGUGACGUGUUCAGUUGGGGCAUCAUCCUGUGGGAGGUCAUCACACGCAAAAAACCCUUUGAUGAGAUUGGCGGCUCAGCGUUUUGUAUCAUGUGGGCUGUUCACAGAGGUACUCGUCCUCCUCUGAUCAAAGACCUCCCAGAGCCCAUAGAGACUAUGAUGACCCGCUGCUGGGACAAAGAGCCCAGCCAGAGACCCUCCAUGGAGGAGGUCAAGAACACAAUGAGCCGUCUCAUGAAGUACUUCCCAGGUUCUGAUGAGCCACUGAAGCUUCCUCACCAGUCCUCAGCCAACAGGAGCGGCUCUUCAUCAGCCACCAGCACAGGCUCGUACGCUGACUACACCAUCAACAGCAACAAGAGUGAUGACAACACGGAGCACAGAAACUCUGUGGGCAAAGAGGAAACCCUGAAAAGCUUUGAGGCCAAAUUCCCGCUGCAGUUCAAACCUUCAAAGCAGACAGCCACACUGAGAACUGGUCUGUCCAGAGUGUCCAGCGUGGACAGCCAACCAGGACGCUCCCAAAGCCCCACCCGCUCCAACAGCCCUGCAGCCACCACCAGCCAAUCAGAGUUGAGGAUGACGUUUAAUCCCACAGCUACCAAUGGUUUAGACAGCUCCAUUCCCUAUCUAAAACUGGAUCACCAGUUACAGCCUCUGGAACCGUGUCCAAACUCCAAGGAGUCCAUGGCUGUGUUUGAGCAGCACAUCAGACUGGCUCAGGAGUACCUCAAAGUCCAGUCAGAGAUCGCUCACCUUGUGCGGAGGAAACAGGAGCUGAUGUCUGAGUUGGAGGAGGACCAGAGGGAGCAGCAGACUUCAAAUCGACUCAUCCAGGAGCACAGCAAGCUGCUGGAGGACAACAGCAGCCUGUCUACCUUCUGCCAGGGCCUGAAGAGCAACCUGAGCAUGAUCAAGAGUCAGAACCAGCACCACAGCUAGGACCUGAGGCCUGGACACAGCACACACUCCAUGUCAUUUUUACUCUUUUUCUGAAGCCUGAGAGGAAUCACUCCAUGAGCUGACCAUGAAGCAGGAAAGCUGCUAUCCUGGGAAAAUAACACCUUCUAAUUUACCACAAAAGAGUGUCUCAAGAUAACAUUACAAGCGUGUCAUUAGUGGCUUUAAAGUCAAACUGAAACUUGAAUUACUUUUUUGUGUAAUGAAAUUUAAGCUCACAUGAUAGGCAAAUAUCAAAAGAGCGAAGAGAGAAAUUUCUAGUAUAAGUGUCUCCGCCUCAAGCCUCUGAGUGUUUUCCAUGACCACAGUUUAGUGACAAGUGAGAGCUCACGUUGAAAAUUCCAGUAGGCUAUCUGUUUGGACUGUGGCUCAUGCUAACCUUACACUUGCCACCUCUGUUUUAGAGAUGUGGAGCAAUAACACAGGUCGGGGAAGCAGCAAGAGUCUCCUGGAGCCUUCCACAUAUAUUUUAAUUUUACAUAAAUCUUUACAAAUAUUUGGAGUCUGGCAAAAUACAGAAAUUAGCUCUUUGGAUUAGCUAUUAGCUGUUAGCUAGCAGCACGGCUACAGCUACUAAACUAACUUGUGCUGCCUGCUCUUAUACAUAUACUUUAUUUUGCAGUAGUGUGUGUAUGUUUAUCACUCUAAUGGAGGUGGUGUGUUUUGAAAGUUAACAUUGAAAGUUGAACUGAAUCUACAGUUAUGAAGCGGGUAUCAAGCAGAAGCUAGUUAGCCUCACUCACUAACAUUAGUGCUGUUUAUUUCUGUUAGCUGUCAUUCUUUCUUAUGUAACGUUAAGCCUAAAUGAGGUGAGACAAAUUUCCGGACUGUCCGAACUCACAGCAAAGGGUAGGAAUGUGACAUAUAGAGAGUAACAUACAGAGUAACUAAGUAAUAUACAGAGUGCUGAGGGCUCAGAUGGAGCUAACGGCUAACAACAAUGUUGGAUCCCUCGUCUGGGUUCAAACCCACACAACAAUGGCUCUUAGAUUUAGAGUGAAGAAUGUUAGGGGCCGCACCAAUCAAAUGACAUUAUCAGUCGAGACCAAAAACAUACUUUGACCAUUUAUGUACAGAACAAGCACCAGAUUUCUUAGCUAAAUUUACCUUCCGUUUGACUUUAAAAUAAGGGUGAGCAAUAUUUGUUAUCUUGAGAUGAUGAAAGAGCUGAGAGUUAAUAAGCCAAAAAGUAGCAGCUAGCAUGUCCUCUAUGGGCCUGUGUAAUUUAGUGAUGGGUUCAUUUCAAUCAUCCAAAGAGAUUUAACAUGGACUGAAAUACUUUCUCUUAAAUGGAUUUGCAUGGAUUUAGACGAUAACUCGCCUUUUUAACCAGCGACUUUUAUUUAAUUGUAAUUUCUGAAUUGUUGAAAAGUAACAAUUGUGGUUUGUACAUUUUUACUCUGAUAUAUUCAGUUCAUCCCACACUUUUUUUUUUCAUGUUUUAUGAAAAGAGGAAAGGCGCUGACAACGUGGGCCACAUCGUUUUAAACCAAUUUCACUGUGAAUACAAGUGUUAGCAGAGGAAGUGUGCUUCAGAGACACACUGCCUCAGAGCAAGGAAAACCUUUGUUGAGAUGCUGUUUGAAAUGGAAAUGAUUGUAAAAUAAUGAACCUGACAGAAUUUUUUUUUUUUUAAUCCAUUUAACUUCUAUUUUUCUGCAUUUAUUUUUUAAACAUAGUUAUAUUUCACAGAAUGGUAUUAGAAUUAUUCACUGCACUUAUUUGGGUUGAAGAAAUGUUCUGCAGAUGUUGUGCUAUCACAUUUGUGUGGAGGUUUCUAUGACAGUGGGUUAUUGGGGAUGGGUUGUUGUUUAAAUGCAUAUGUUCAGAUGUUGCCUUGACAUUUUUCCUGUACAGUUUAUUGUUUUCAUCUCAGUACACUUUUUGAAUCAAUGAAUGAAUGCCUGAGAAUUCCUGAAAUAUGUCUCCUGUGAUUUUAAAAUGUACAGGCUGCAGUUAUAUAUGCUUUACAAAAGUAAAAAAUGUUUAUAGUAUUUUGUCAGUUGUCAUUUUAUACAAUAUUUUGUGUUGUGUCUAA
This is a messenger RNA of Scomber scombrus (Atlantic mackerel), 3939 nucleotides long. Its product is annotated as mitogen-activated protein kinase kinase kinase 7-like. The record is from RefSeq and is a predicted model, not a curated record. Bases 369 to 1883 code for a protein of 504 amino acids. Gene Ontology annotation, biological process: positive regulation of canonical NF-kappaB signal transduction; JNK cascade; protein phosphorylation. Gene Ontology annotation, molecular function: magnesium ion binding; MAP kinase kinase kinase activity; ATP binding. The transcript has 14 exons. NCBI's taxonomy places the organism in Eukaryota, Metazoa, Chordata, Actinopteri, Scombriformes, Scombridae.